Molecule: messenger RNA, 540 nt
Organism: Pseudomassariella vexata
Lineage: Eukaryota; Fungi; Ascomycota; Sordariomycetes; Amphisphaeriales; Pseudomassariaceae
Exons: 1
Coding region: 1-540 (179 amino acids)
Source: RefSeq, a predicted model, not a curated record
AUGGCAGAGUCUACUCACCUUCUCGGCUCCAGGCGGUCUGGGCACGCCGCAAUUAAGGCCGCGAUUAAACUGCAGCUCAAAGUUAUCAUCCCGCCUUAUCGAGGACCGGCCCCGAUGUUUCAGUCUAUCCGCAAUAGUGGUGUCGACAGCAAUAGAGUGUCUCCAUUGUAUGACUAUAAUAAUGACGAGAAUACGCCAGAGAUCCUUUAUUUAUCUCGAAUGUCCGAAUACAGUACUACAGACACUGUGGAGGACAACUACAAAUCGCGUCCCGAGUCUGAAGACCGUACUAGCAGCAUCAUUGUGUCGGCUUGUACGGAUUACUCGGGUAUAUCCUUUGCUUACUGCGAAUACUGUAUGGAGAGAGGAUUCGACCAUGAGCCCGAGCAUUUCCAGCGCAUGAUGUGGAGGAAAUACAUUGAAUGUGAGACUUCGCUGGCCGUUCUCGACUUUUUGGUUGCCUUUCAGCUGCGAUUACUCUUGGUCUUGGUGCCUGUAGUGCUGCUACUAGUUCUGUGGGUUUAUAUGGCCAGUAUAUAG